Centropristis striata (black sea bass) is the source of this 1469-nucleotide messenger RNA. RefSeq names its product gap junction Cx32.2 protein-like. Gene Ontology annotation, cellular component: connexin complex. NCBI's taxonomy places the organism in Eukaryota, Metazoa, Chordata, Actinopteri, Perciformes, Serranidae. The coding region runs from base 147 to 935 and encodes 262 amino acids. Gene Ontology annotation, biological process: cell communication. The record is from RefSeq and is a predicted model, not a curated record. The transcript has 3 exons.
UGUUGCGCAGUUUCAUCUAAUCUAAAGUUCAAGGUACCGUAGACAGGUUUGGUUUGGUUCAUUGGGCUCUCUAUCAUUCAUCUCCACAGCUGGUGACUGGUGUGUUUGUCUGCACGGAGGCCUUUUAAAUUCAAAGAUCAGACAUCAUGGGAGAGUGGGGUUUUCUGUCGACUCUACUGCACAAAGUCCAGUCCCAUUCCACCGUCAUCGGGAAGGUCUGGCUCGUCGUGCUGUUUAUCUUCAGGAUCAUGAUCCUUGGAGCUGGAGCAGAGAAGGUCUGGAGUGAUGAACAGUCCAGUAUGAUUUGCAACACUAAACAACCAGGUUGUAAGAACGUCUGCUAUGACCACGCGUUCCCAAUCUCACACAUUAGAUUCUGGGUCCUUCAGAUCAUCUUCGUCUCAACACCGACACUGAUCUACUAUGGUCACGUCAUCCAUGUCAUCCAUCAAGAAAAUAAGUUAAGAGAGCGUAUGAAGAGCGAGCCUAGGAGCGGAACUGUCAAAUCCCCAAAGUACUCCGACGACAAAGGCCACGUCGUCAUGAAAGGCAACCUGCUGGGAAACUACAUAACCUCCAUCUUUUUCAGAAUCAUUCUGGAGGUAGCGUUCAUUGUGGGCCAGUAUUAUCUGUAUGGCUUCACUUUGGACGCAUUAGUCGUCUGCUCCCGAGACCCCUGUCCCUUCACCGUAGAGUGCUACAUGUCUCGACCCACGGAGAAGACCAUCUUCAUCCUCUUCAUGCUGGUAGUGGCCUGCGUCUCUCUUCUACUCAACGUGGUGGAGCUCUUCUACGUGGCGUGUUCUCGCUCAUCCAGGCGAAAGUCUAAAACCACGCCCGCUGCUGCCAUUACCAUUCACCAGCGUUACAACGGGGACAGUCUGAUGAGAAGCGAGAAGCUCAGCCUCCAUGAUGUCAGCCACAGCACAGCCUGAAGGAUGCCAUUUAGAUCCAGUGCGCAGAAUGAAACAGUCACAUAGUGACAAAGAACACAAGAGGGCAAACAGAAAUGGGAUGGAAAUGAGACUGUGCCACUGAGAGUUAUUUAUUUAUGUGAUGCUUAAUACCUGAAAAUUAUACAAAUUUGGAGUCCUAUGUUUAGAUUAAUAAUACAAUAUAUGGUACUCUACGACUCAAGCAAUGUUUUUCAAAUUGUACAAAAAAGCCGCUGUGAUUUUAUUUUGUUUCUUGCUCCGUAUUUUGUACUUAAAACUAUAUAUAUUUGACCAAUUUCACCUGCUUAAAAGCCAUUCAGUAAUACUGUAUGCUUCUUUUUUGUUGUUGCUCUAAAACAGUGUACAACUGCCGCUAGUGCAACUUUGUUUUUCAGUUUCUGCAGUUUAAUUUGCUGGCAUAACUUUUGGGACUGUAAAUAUUUUAAUAAUAAAUCAUUCUGUAUAUUUCAUGUUUUGUAUUUAAUAUGACUGUAUAUGCCUUCUGUUUGUAAUUGAUUGAAAUAAAUAUUAAAG